Molecule: messenger RNA, 1861 nt
Organism: Oncorhynchus masou masou (cherry salmon)
Lineage: Eukaryota; Metazoa; Chordata; Actinopteri; Salmoniformes; Salmonidae
Product: C5a anaphylatoxin chemotactic receptor 1-like
Biological process (GO): complement receptor mediated signaling pathway; phospholipase C-activating G protein-coupled receptor signaling pathway; positive regulation of cytosolic calcium ion concentration
Cellular component (GO): plasma membrane
Molecular function (GO): complement receptor activity; G protein-coupled receptor activity
Source: RefSeq, a predicted model, not a curated record
GUUUGUGGACAGAAAUUGUGCAAAAGAAGAACAGUUCCUCGUUUUAAAGGGUGUGUACAGUCAUCAACAAGAGGCCGUCUGAGCCAUACGUCUGAAAUCUAAGUCACCUCCAAUCAUGGAUGAUAUGUGCUCGAUUUUCACUGAAGAGGAGUUGAGUCUCUACAACAUCACUGAUUGUGAAUUCGUCAAGCCUGGGGGCCUUGGUCCUGUGCUCGGGCCCCGUCACCUGUCCGCCCUGGUGUUCUAUGGCUUGGUCUUCCUGCUGGGGGUCCCGGGCAACGCUCUGGUGGUGUGGGUGACGGGCUUCCGCAUGCCGCGCUCCGUCACCUCUCUGUGGUUCCUCAACCUGGCCCUGGCUGACCUGCUGUGCUGCCUGUCCCUGCCCCUCCUCAUGGUGCCCCUGACCAUGGACCAGCACUGGCCCUUUGGCCCCGUGGCCUGCAAGCUGCUCAAGGGUCUCCUCUACCUGAUUAUGUUCUGUAGCGUGCUGCUGCUGGUACUCAUCAGCCUGGACCGCUUUCUGCUGGUCAGCCGGCCCGUGUGGUGCCAGAACUGGAGGAGGCCUCGCAAGGCUGGCUGGGUAUGUGUUGGGGUGUGGCUCCUGGCCCUGCUGGGCAGCAUCCCCCAGUUUGUCUAUGUGAAGGAGGUCCAGUUAAGCACCAGUAAGUCAGAGUGCCUGGGAUUGUACACUGUAGCCAGCGCCUGGGCUAACACUACAGUACGCUUCCUGGUGGGUUUCGUGCUGCCAUUCAUCACCAUUGUGACUUGUCAUUGGGUUGUGUACAGCAGGGCCGGGGGGGUCAGGGUGGGGCCUGGGAGGGGGAGUGAGGCGCGUACAAGACGCACCUUGAGGGUCAUUGUUGCCGUGUCGCUGAGCUUCUUCCUGUGCUGGCUUCCACUGCACAUACUGGACUUCCUGGUUCUAUCAACCCCCCGGCACUCAUCGCACAGCGCCAACGUACAGCUGGUCCACACUCUGGCCCUCUGUCUGGCCUACUGUAACAGCUGCCUCAACCCUCUGCUCUAUGUGUGUCUGGGACGAGGCUUUAAGCAGAGUAUCAAUCGCUCCCUGCGCAAUAUGUUCAACUUUGCCACAGAGGAGUCGGUAACCAGACAGAGCAUGUUCAAGAGCACAUCAGAAAGAACCCAGGAGAUGAAUAUGUGAAGUUCUGUGUGUGUGCAUGUGUGUUUUUGCGUGUCGGAGGUGGAACUGCAUUAGAGCUGUCAAAUCCACAAGUGGCUCCUGGCAUUAUAACUAAAGUGGACAUUGCAAAUUUGCUGCAUGGAGUCGCAUUAAGAGAAAUCCCAUGCAGCCUUGUUUACAAGUUUUAACACUGGAAUGUGAGAUGCAAUCUACACCUUGAUUAGGCUGAUAGAAAUCCUCAUUAAAUAUUUUAAGGAUUUUCAACAUAAGCAUAAUAACGUUAUAUAUAUCCUAACGCAAGGGGGACAGGUGUGGCUUCGUGACAAGGAUCAAGAGCAGCUGCUCACCGAAUUGACAGCUCCAACGCAUUUACCCCUCCAUAACAUCAGCUAUGUUUAGAUUUUACUUCAUUUUCAUAGAUAUGUCAUUUUGACAAAUAUGUCAUGUUUUUGCUUUCAGAUAACAACAAGAACUGUUAAUGAGCACACCAGAACAUGAAUUGUGUUAAACAUUUAAAUUAAGAAAAUAAGUACAUGUAUUUCUGUUGAAAUCAAAUGUUUUAUGAAACAAAUUUGCUCUUUAAAAUGCUUUCCUCCCAUCAUCCCACACCCAUGUCGUCUUCCUCUGGCACAACUGUGAUAAACUCUCUCUUUCAGAUAUCACCUGUGGUAAUCAGCAGUGCAACUUUCUCAAUAAAUCACCCCUGCAUUUCCUAGA